Molecule: messenger RNA, 1325 nt
Organism: Micropterus salmoides (largemouth bass)
Lineage: Eukaryota; Metazoa; Chordata; Actinopteri; Centrarchiformes; Centrarchidae
Product: caspase recruitment domain-containing protein 8-like
Biological process (GO): regulation of apoptotic process
Source: RefSeq, a predicted model, not a curated record
CUGUUCCAGCUGUGAACUGCUCAGUCAAAACACCCAGCCGACUCAUCCUCCCCUCCAAACCUCCUCCAGCUGUUUGCGUCGUUCUCACAGCGUUCCCUCACUGAGUCUAACAACCUCUGCAAAGAACAAGACCUUCACCCGAUCAAAGAGCUUACCUGACCUGCUGUUCAAACCCAGCUGUGAGGAGUUCACCCCUGAUAUCACUGUUGAUGAAAACGAUGAAACCUACAGGUUCCAGUGCUCCUGCCCAGGCCUGUACCAGUGCAGUGUGACAGGCCUGCUGUUCCACAUGGAGGGAGAAGGGGACGUGGUUUACAGGAUCGUCCCCUGGAACAGGAGGCUACUGGCCCGACACCACAAGCAGCCUGCAGGACCCCUGUUUGACAUCAAAUGUCUGCAGCAGUCUGUGUCGCUUCAUCUCCCACACUGUGAGAUCCGCUCCACAGGUGGAGGUGAGUUCUUGUCAGUCGCUCAUGUGAGCGAGGGCAUCGAGUUUAUCGGCCCUCAGAAGAUCACAGAAACUCACGUUGUUAUAAACAUCACAGGGUUUUCUGGUUUCGGUAAUGUCAAGGAUGAAGACUCGCCGGCUGACCCGGUCCGAGCGCUGGUUCUGCUGUUCUACAGGCCCCCGGCUGAUCCCGACGCUGAAUCCCUCCUCAACGUGUUGCUGCUACCGAGGAACGUGGUGCUCCGGGAUGUGCUGCGCACCAGGAAGAAAUUAGUUGGAGAUGAGAGCUACAUAGAGACGUCCCCACACUGUAAACUGCAGCCAAAGCAGGAAUACACACUGUCCACUUGUCCUGCAGAGGACUCAGUUCUAGUUCAACCAACAGAAGCAGAGUUUGACUGCGACAACUACGACAACUACUUCCCAUCAUUCCAGGUGAUUUUAGAGACAAUGAGGAAACACGUGAAGCUGUUUCUGAGAGACACCAACAGCUCCCACAGUGUCUGGGAAAGACGAGUUUGUCUCACUGGAGUAAAAAGGUCCUGUGGGCCGAGCGCUCUGAAUCUCUCUUCAGAUAAGAGGCUGUUGGACAUACGGAGCAGCUUCAUCGAGGGGAUAUCAGGACCGGUUCUCACAAGUCUGCUGGACAAACUGUUUGAGAAAACGGUGAUAGCUGAAGCUGAGAGGGAGUCAGCGGACGAGAUGCAGAACAGAAGAGACAAAGCUCGUUUUGUUAUCGACUCAGUGAGGAAGAAAGGUGACGCUGCUAGUUCAGAGAUGAUUGAGUUCCUCUGUGAGGCCGACCCCUUCCUCUGUGAACAUCUCGGGCUGAUCUGAAGACAAAUCAACAGGUGAUGCAGAACAUGUUGACCUGGUG